Molecule: messenger RNA, 864 nt
Organism: Penicillium diatomitis
Lineage: Eukaryota; Fungi; Ascomycota; Eurotiomycetes; Eurotiales; Aspergillaceae
Exons: 4
Coding region: 1-864 (287 amino acids)
Biological process (GO): endoplasmic reticulum tubular network organization; membrane organization
Cellular component (GO): membrane; endoplasmic reticulum
Source: RefSeq, a predicted model, not a curated record
AUGGCUCCUCCUCCCUCUGCAAACAUGCCUCUGGCCGAGAGGCUGAAGACCUUGGCUCAAACCCUCCAAUUUGCCUGGUUUGUCGGCCACCUGACCUUGCUGCUGUCCGUCUUUCGCUACAUCCUCUCUUACGUCUCCUUUAAUUACUAUUCCUCCGCCGCUCGCAUCUCCUAUCGCUUGGCUUUCAUCUCGGCCGCGGUGACCUAUGGAAUUGUCGUCUACAAGGGUCACUUCGCCCGAGGCGUCUCUGGCAGUCCAGCCCAGAUCGUGGUGAAGCUUAUCUCGGAUGAGAACGUACAAUACUUGGGCAUGGCGCUCGUCUGGCUCUACUCUCGUCAGCUUAUACUGGCCCUUCUGCCCUUCAGCGUCUACUCUGUCUUCCACGUUGCGACCUACACCCGCACCUACCUGAUUCCCACCGUGCAGCCCCCAGUUCCCAACCCUACAGGUCCCGCCUCGCCCACCUCGGGCAAGCCCGCCGUCAAGCAGAGCCCGCUCGCCGAGACCAUCGGCCGCUUCAUUAAGCAGUACUAUGAUGCCAGCAUGGGUGUCGUUGCCUCACUGGAGAUCCUGCUCCUCUUCCGCCUGAUCAUCUCUGCCGUGACCUUCUCCAAGGGCAGCUGGGUUCUGUUGGUCAUCUACCUGUCCUUCUUCCGUGCUCGUCACGCCCAGAGCUCGUUUGUCCAGGCAGCCGCGCGCCAAUUGACUGCUCGUGCCGAUGCUGCCAUUUCCCACCAGAGCACUCCACCCCAGGUUCGCCAAGGUUGGGAAGCCUUCAAGGGCGUUGUGCGUCAGGUCUACGAUGCCACCAACCUGGGCCGUUACAUCUCCGGACCUACUGCGGCUAACAAGAAGCCCCAGUAA